GAUUAACCAUACAUAAUUUUGCUGCGUGAGAGAGUAACAAGGUGGAAUAGGCUGAUGGCGUUGUCAUUUUGACAGUUCGAGAAAAAGUGGAAAAAGGUCAAUUUUUCAUUGCAGCGGGUAAUAAUGGAUCAACCAACGAAUCUAUAUAAUGUGCGUGUGGAGGUGGACAUAGUGGACCUAUUUGAGUUUGCUCAGGGAAGCAGAAGGAACUGGCUGGAAGGAAACGAAGUAUUCAAAAACAAUCACGUGUUGAUAGCAGGGGUCUCAAAAGUGGUCGAUGACACGUUCCACAUAUUCUGCAGCUGCCUCCGUGGAUCGAAUCCCGCAGAACCACCGAGAGAAAUUUAUAUGGUGACAUCCCAAUACCUAAAAGAUUGGGAGAUGCGGUGCACUUGCCCAGCGGGAAAUUACCGUUGCAAACAUCUGUUUGCAUGUCUUUUAUACAUUCACCAGAUUAAAGACUUGGAGAUGUUGUCGAGCACUGAUAUACGUCAACAAUGGGGCAAAGUGGCAAAAAUACAGGCGGCAAAUUUGUAUGAUCCUGCCCCACUGUCGUCAUUGUGCAACCAGCGCAAGAAAACAAUAUCUGAUGUUAUGUCUGAUGAUCUCGCUACGUCCAUUUUAAAACUUUUUAUAACAGAGCUACCAGACUCUGCCUUAGCUAAGUCGUUAGCAGGUAGGAGUAUACUGGACCAGUCGAAGGAUGGUCCCUCUCCAUCUUCUAAUCAACCUUGCACAUCAUUGGAGUACACAAAUCAACCAAAGUUGCCUGAAUUAAAUCUACACCAGCGAAGCACAGUAACUCACCAAAACGACUUUGACGAAGUACAACAAGCGCAGUCGUUUCUCAGGCCAUUUAUCACUAUACCACAGGUUACUUCCAAAUGUAAGUACUACUACGGACCACUGCGUUCUGACAAGAUGUAUCGAUUCUACGGCUCCAGGGUUUGUGUGUCCCCACAGAAAAGCCUGAUGAUUAGCGCCGAGACACACUGUCAAUCGAACAAUAUUUGGCGACGUGAGAGAAGCAUCCGUAUAACCGCGAGUGGAUGCUAUGACUUAUAUACAUAUUAUGUUAACGACUACGGUAACCGUGACUGGUCUAAGAAGUUGUCCUCGAUCAUCCACCCCAUGGAAAAACGGCUACCAUCUCUUAUGUACGGCAAGGAAAAGGAAAGCAUUGCUUUACGGUGUUAUACGAUGAAGAACCCAGGAAAGACAAUUAUACGAAUGGGUUUCGUGGUACCACCAUCGGCUCCUUUCCUUGGUUGCUCUCCAGAUGCGGUUGUUGUAGAUGACAAUAAAUUAAUCGAAAUAAAAUGCCCCAUCUCUGGCAAGGACAGUACAUUAGAAGUAAUGCUGAAGAAACUGAAAUGGAUUGAUAUUAUCAACAAUAACUAUGAAGUUAAAAAAAAGCAUGCGUACUAUGGUCAGGUACAGUUAGGCAUGUGCCUCACGCGAACUAAAAAGGCAGAAAUUGUUAUUUACAAUUACCACGAAAACGACACUGUUGCAAUUAAUGUUGACUAUGAUAGUCAAUUCAUUCCCGUGCUAAGGGACAUCUAUUUCAACAUAUUUUUACCUAUACUAUGUACGGAUUAGUAUGAAUAAAACAACAAGUUA
Molecule: messenger RNA, 1623 nt
Organism: Armigeres subalbatus
Lineage: Eukaryota; Metazoa; Arthropoda; Insecta; Diptera; Culicidae
Exons: 5
Coding region: 124-1602 (492 amino acids)
Molecular function (GO): zinc ion binding
Source: RefSeq, a predicted model, not a curated record